Patella vulgata (common limpet) is the source of this 2782-nucleotide messenger RNA. RefSeq names its product endoribonuclease YbeY. Gene Ontology annotation, biological process: rRNA processing. Bases 331 to 834 code for a protein of 167 amino acids. Gene Ontology annotation, molecular function: metalloendopeptidase activity. Lineage: Eukaryota; Metazoa; Mollusca; Gastropoda; Patellidae. The record is from RefSeq and is a predicted model, not a curated record. The transcript has 3 exons.
CUAGUCUUUUUGUCAUUGGUCUCGAUAAUCCGAUAAUCUCGCUUUUUGCCACCAUAGAACUGAUACGAUCUAUGAUGCCACUUAAAAGUUUUAUGUUUGGAGAAAGUUUUGAAUUGAGCUUUCUAACUAAACUCGGCCGAUCGGUGUUGACUCAAUGAGUCUAUUUGGACUCUCGAUCUAUAUUUGAAUUCACCAGUGAUUGGCCUUUUUAAAUAUAUUUUUGUAGUUUUCAAAUGCACGUGGUUUUGUUUACAAACAAAGCCAAGACAUUUAUCUAGCUGUCACUAUAAUUGACUGACUAUUUGAAAAGAAAUCAGAGAUAUUAAGAAAAUGACAUUAAUACUAAGAAAUGUUCAGAAGGCCGUUCAUUUAGAUGUACAAGUUUUUAAAAAUGAGAUUAAUACUCUGCGAGAGUUAUUUCAAGUGCAUCAAUAUGAACUGUCUGUAAUUUGUGUGGAAAAUGAAUAUAUUCAGAGUUUGAACAGAAAGUAUAGGGGUUUAGAUGAACCCACAGAUGUUCUAGCAUUCCCAUUUCAUAAGUAUGAUGUACCAGGUAAGCUGCCAUGUCUUGAAGAUACAAAUACUGAGUUAAAUCAACUUGGAGAUAUUGUGUUGUGUUUACCAUAUAUAGCUGAUCAAUGUAAACAGAAUAAUGAAAAACUCUGCAAUACUCUACCAGUAAUGGUGACACAUGGAAUAUGCCAUCUGAUAGGUUAUGACCACGAAACACAGAAACAGUGGAGGGAGAUGUAUAACACAGAGCUGAAUAUAUUAACCAAAUUUAACCAUUUUACCGGGAAAAACUGUAAACCACUUCUGGGUGUAGGACAUUAGAAAUUAUGUCUACGUUUUAUCAGAGAAUUAGGUUGGAAUCAUCAAUCAACUGAUAUGAUUGGAGAUAUAAAUUUGGUCUAUACCAUAUUCCCAUAUAAUGUGACUGAUAAGAUUAAUGUGGGAGACACCACUUGGAUUAGAGACCCAAUAGUGGAGCCAAAGGUGGUAUAGGCAGCAGUGAUAGGCACAUGAAUGGAGAAGUCAAGACUUUUUGUCUUUAGAUAUUACUAGUGUUUUCUUCAAUUUACAUGACACCCUUUAACAGCAAUAGUACACUUCUGUAGAAUGUAAUUUUAAUGGAUUUAAAAUUUGUCAGAAUUAUCGCAAAGCUGUCAUGCUGUAAUAAGAUGUAUGUUUCAUCCAAUUAACUUGAAAUGGUCAUAAAGCAUUUAUGUUCAUGAGACGAAGAAGCUUUUUGAAAUUCUGCUUGAGGGGGCACUGUGGAGGCCCUAUAUAUACCAACUGGCAAUUUAGUCUGUACAGCAUUUCUAUACUGUAACUGACAACAUUAAUACCAGGAAAACUAACCUAAAGAGUGUUAUUGUACUCUUUUGAAAUGGUUUAUAAAGAACUACCCGUAUGACCUUGCUGUUGUCAUAAUAUUUCAAUAAUUAAGUAAAUACCUAAUUACACAUUUCCUAUCAAAGCAGAGUACUACUGUCUUAACUGAAACAAUAUCCAAGUUAUUCAACUGAGAAUUUGAGAAGAAAUAGAUCCAUGCAUAUUUAUAACAUUCCAAAAAUAAACAUACAAAUAAUAUUGAUUUCCCACAUUGAUUUAUUUGUAGCCUUUUUUUCUAUCACAUACAUUAUUAAUAUAACAUAUUCGGCGUAAAGCUCAUAAUCAAUAUCAGAGAUUACAAACAUCAAAUUUUGUUCCCAAGUUAGCGUGUAAAAUAGCACUCAUAAGACUAAAUGUGUAGCUAGAAUAAUACCAAAUAAAAAUAAAUAUUGAUCCCAAUAUUAGACAUGUGGAUUUGUAUAUCUUUAAAACAAUUUUAAAAUGAACUGAUUUUGAUUUAUAUACAAUUGCUGUGAACUUUAUAAAAAAUAUUGCACUAAAUUUAAAUUCAUUUGUUUCCAUCAUAGACCGAAUAAUAAACAACAUACAACAUGUAUAUAAAUUGUAUUUAUGAGUUACAUACAUACUCAUGUGGAAUAAAAAAAAAUCAAGUAAAAUUGCCAAAUGAAAAAUAUAUUAUUGAAAACUACGGUUUUAUAUAAAAGUUUUUCACAAAAAUAUUUCACAUUACUUAAUUCUAUUGUUCAUAGAUUUUACAAGAACACAAUUAUAACCAAAAGAAUUUUAGAUUAAUUUCGAUUAAGGAUAUAUACCCAAUGUUUGCAUAUAUUAAGACAUUUUUUUAUUAUAUCAAACUCUACAAUUCAUAGUAGUUUGUUUAAUUCAUUUGGGUUGGUCAUAGAUCUCUUAAAAUAUAAUAACCAGUAAGUUUUUAAUUACUGUAUUUUCACUUAAAAUUAACUUGAUUUAUACAUAAUUAUUAAUAGUUUUGAAACUGGGUUUGGCUGUGAUUGGUUUUAUAUUGAAGACUCUCUGGAAUAAUUAUUGUAGAGGUUGAUACUAUAAUUAAAUAUCAAGCUAACAAAUAGUUGUAUAAUAAGACCUCUAAACUAUGUUUUACCAAUAUACGUGCGCUACAACUAGGGUGUGUCUUUGUUAUUGUUUAGCAGAUUUAAGAUAAUAAUCUGAGAGGAUUUUCCACGCCUUAGGUGCCAUGAAACCGUCUGGUGGAUUUUCUCCUUCUCUUGCAAGCUUUCUCAUACGAGUUCCAGAAAUGAAAUCAAAUUCUUCUUUUUUCUCUGGAUUGAAGAAGUCCAUCUUUUUGUGUUUUGUGUUAUAAGCUGCGACUCUGAAUGGAACUAUUUCUAACUGUGUUAAACCUGGUGCCAUUGUUAGUACCUGCAGCGAAAUAAAACAUACAAUAUGA